GAGGCAGUUGGAGUCCUGUCAGCUAUUGGGGUGUUUAUAAUCCUGAUGCUGCUCCUUUUUCUCUAUAUUAACAAGAAGUUGUGUUUUGAAAAUGUUGGUGGCUUUCCAGAUCUUGGUUCAGGAUACAGUACAAGGGAGAAUUCACAAGAUAAAAUUUAUAAUACAUACAUGGAUAAAGAUCAGCAUGGUUCAUCCUCUGAAAGUGAAGAUGAAGCACUGGGUAAAUACCAUGAAGCAUUGUCCAGGACACACAAUUCCAGGCUGUCAAUAGCAGGUGGAAGACAAAAGAAUUAUGUUUGGGAGACCAGACAAAAAUAUAGUCCUCUGUCUGCAGAGUAUGAUGGAUAUAGUAGUGAAGCAUCAAUAGAUGAAGCAAACUGCAUUCAAAGAAUGAGAAGAACACCUCCACUGGAUGAAUUGCAGCCACCGCCAUAUCAGGAUGACAGUGGCUCUCCACACCUCUCAUGCACACCUUCAGAAAUGGGUGACAGGAAAUGUGAAUUUUCUCACUGUAGCAACAGUCCAAGAUGUUCAUACACUAAAUGCCCAAGCGAAGGAAGUACAGGACAUGAAAUAGAAAGUUUUCAUAAUAAAGGCUAUGAAGAGGAUGUGCCCAGUGACAGUACUGCUGUUCUUAGCCCAGAAGAUGUGUCAGCUCAAGGAUCAGCUUCACAGCUUCCUAAACCUUUUGAUCCUGAGCCAGAAGCUAAAUAUGGCACCCUGGAUGUGACUUUUGACUAUGACUCACAAGAACAGAAGCUCCUAGUAACAGUGACAGCUGUCACAGACAUCCCAAUGUAUAACAGGACCGGCAACAACUGCUGGCAAGUGCACCUUGUUCUUCUGCCCAUAAAGAAACAGAGAGCCAAGACGAGCGUCCAGCGAGGGCCAUGCCCUGUCUUCACAGAAACGUUCAAGUUUAACCAUGUCGAAUCUGAGAUGAUUGGAAAUUAUGCAGUUCGGUUUAGACUGUAUGGUGUACGUCGCAUGAAAAAAGAAAAGAUUGUGGGGGAAAAAAUUUUUUAUUUAACAAAAUUGAAUCUUCAAGGGAAGAUGUCAUUACCUGUGAUUCUGGAACCUUCUUACAACCACUCAGGCUGUGGUUCCCAGAUGAGCAUGUCAGAAAUGUCCUGUAGUGAAAGUACGUCCUCUUGUCAGUCUCUAGAACAUGGCUCAACUCCAGAAAUCCUCAUUGGCCUGCUUUAUAAUGCCACAACUGGCAGAUUAUCAGCAGAAGUGAUAAAAGGCAGCCACUUCAAAAACUUGGCAGCAAACAGACCACCCAAUGGACUGUUCUGUUGUCUAAAACACUUGAUAGGUGGACAGGUUUAUAUAAUCCGAGAUACAUAUGUUAAGUUGACUCUUCUGAAUUCCAUGGGUCAAGAGAUGUCCAAAUGCAAGACAUCUAUCCGCAGAGGACAACCAAAUCCCAUAUACAAGGAAACCUUUGUUUUUCAAGUGGCACUGUUUCAGCUUUCAGAUGUGACCCUUAUACUAUCCGUGUAUAACAAACGCAGCAUGAAACGGAAAGAGAUGAUAGGCUGGAUUUCUCUAGGUCUCAACAGCUCAGGAGAAGAGGAACUCAAUCACUGGACUGAAAUGAAGGAAUCCAAAGGACAGCAAGUAUGUAGAUGGCACUCAUUAUUAGAGACAUAA
Messenger RNA from Vombatus ursinus (common wombat), 1656 nucleotides. It is a transcript of the gene SYT14, whose product is annotated as synaptotagmin 14. The transcript has 8 exons. The coding region runs from base 46 to 1656 and encodes 536 amino acids. NCBI's taxonomy places the organism in Eukaryota, Metazoa, Chordata, Mammalia, Diprotodontia, Vombatidae. The record is from RefSeq and is a predicted model, not a curated record.